This is a messenger RNA of Aspergillus tanneri, 2106 nucleotides long. RefSeq names its product Zn(II)2Cys6 transcription factor. Gene Ontology annotation, biological process: DNA-templated transcription; regulation of DNA-templated transcription. The record is from RefSeq and is a predicted model, not a curated record. Bases 1 to 2106 code for a protein of 701 amino acids. NCBI's taxonomy places the organism in Eukaryota, Fungi, Ascomycota, Eurotiomycetes, Eurotiales, Aspergillaceae. The transcript has 4 exons. Gene Ontology annotation, molecular function: zinc ion binding; DNA binding; DNA-binding transcription factor activity, RNA polymerase II-specific.
AUGGACACAUUCUCAUUACCAAGCAACAAUAAUCGCAGUCGAACAAGAAUUGCGCGAGCCUGCGACCAAUGUAAUCUCUCACGGACUCGCUGCAAUGGCAAGACGCCCUGUGGACGCUGUCUGGCCUUAAAUUUGACGUGCCAAUACGACCGUGAAAUCAAAAAACGAGGUCGCAGAAGUAAUGCAUCCAAACAAAAUCUCCGUCCUCUUAGAUCGGUAACUGCCAGAGGAUCUUCCGAACCGAACGACAACGAGGACAGUGACACGACGAGACCGUCUCGCUCGACAUCAGUUAAUGCGAUGGGGGGAUCCCAGUUGCGACGGGGUCUGGUCGCCUCCCAAGAAGGCGACCAAUAUGAUCGCCUGCAACUGUCGCCGAGCACGCUGAGAUCCCCGCACGAUGAGCGAGCAGGUCUUGCUGUCGUGGCCGAACCACACCAGACGCUUCAUUCUGCUCGAACGGAUUCGUCCUCUUCCAUCGCGUUCCCAUUCUCCCCCCGUGUGACAGCCAGCCAGGGGAUUCUCCUGCAGUAUCCUUCAUGUCGCUAUCCAUGUCUUGAAACGAUUUUACCAGGGCUGAAAGGCUUCAUGUCGCCCAAUGAGGCCUGCAAUCUCCUCGAUAUCUUCUUCACCGAGCCUGGAAAUUCCCUCUCAAGCUCCCAUUGUCCGUACGCUCUCACCACGAUCCUGCGAAAAAGCUCGCUGCUCCAUCAGUCCCGACCACGGAGCACGUCGCCUGCACUGUUGGCCACGAUCCUCUGGUGCGUGGCCCAAACCGCCGACCGUCGGAUCUACUACGUGCCUGGGGCUCGAGAACGCAUCACUAGCCACUUGUAUUCCCUUGCCAUGUCAUACCUGCGCUUGAGGGAUAUGGACAACUGGCACCGCGUGGCAGGUGGCUGGCAGUUGGAAGACGACUGCACUGUGAAUGUUGAUGGGUGCCAGUCGGAUCAAGCACGGCGGACCUUCAGCGCGGGUCCGCAACCGACUGUGGAUGACGUGCUGACGUUCACUCUUCUUGCCAUCGUGAUAUCCGGCGGCGUCUUCAAGGCCGACUGCCUCAAGUGGUGGAACAAGGCAGUUUGCCUGGUCAAGUAUCUUGGAUACCACACUGAGUCGGGACUAAUGGACAAUACGGGCGUCUCGAACCAGCCCCUUGCCGCCAUCGAAGUGCAUGAAGAACGGCGGAGGGCAUUUUGGCUGGUAUAUGUUCUGGACAGACAUUUGGCGCUCUCAUUUAAUCGACCGUUGGAUAUUCUGGAUGCCGAGUGUCAAGUUCUUAGUCCACUACCCGAGGAUAUCUGGCAGAACCUGGAUAUGAUUUCCCCUGAUGCCAUACCACGCCCUGUUUAUGGACCGCCCACCACCAUAUCCGGCCCUGGACUAUUCGAAUACUUCCUCCCUCUGAUGGCCAUCCUGGGGGAUAUCAUCGACCUUCGACUACGGCGCCACCACCCUCGACUCCCCGUAGACGAUGGUUCUUCAUGUCUCGACACCAUCCGACAAGCUCUAGCCCACUGCGAAACGAGCCUGGGGGAGUUCGCAGCCGCCGCAAUGUCACCGACAGAUCCCCCACCGGGAACCCUAACAAAGACUCAAGCGCAGCUGGUAGUGGCCUACGGGGCGUACAUUAUCAAGGUUCUCUACGUCCUCCUGCACGGUGAGUGGGACGCCGUCUCGAUGCUGGAGGACCACGGGAACUGGAUCGCAUCGCCCAGUUUCUCCGAGUGUGCCUCAAACUCCAUUGCGGCCGCUCAGUCCAUCACCGACAUUCUGAGUGUUGAUCCGGAACUUUCAUUCAUGCCGUAUUUGUUCGGCAUCUAUCUAUUUCACGGCAGUUUCGUCCUGCUACUCUUUGCCGAACGAAUGCCGCAGAUUGGACCCAACGAAUCCGUGGAACAGGCCUGCGAGGUGAUCAUCCGCGCACACGAGGUCUCGAUCGUCACCCUGAGCACGGAUUUUCAGAAAACUUUCCGUAAGGCCUUCCGGUCAAUCCUGUACAGCGUUCGACGCCCGGAUUCGGUCGAUCCGGAGUUUCCAGUGCUCCGGAAGGAGGUGUUGUCCAUGUAUCGGUGGACGAUGGGAUAUCGGGGGCUCUGUCUCUGA